CUCGUGACGAGCGCACGCAACGACGAGGAGGAAACGGCGCGUGCCGCCGAGUGGAAGUAGAAAGAGGUCCAGAGACACCGGUGUCCGCGUUCAAUACGCAUGCGAGGUAAAGCGUGUGCGCGGGCGCGUACAACACGGACCUCUUUUCGAUCGACGGUGUCGGUGGUGGCGGUGGUGGAUGGCGACGGCAGCAACGGCGACGGCGGUGGUGGUAUCGGCGACGGCGGCGACGACGACGACGACGACGACGACGGCGACGGCAACGACCUCACGACGUCGACGUCGGCUGGCUCGCGGCAACGGCAACGACGCAUCGGUGGCGGCCCCAGCGGCGGCCGCAGCAGGUGAGCGGCGGUGUGCGGCGGCCGCACACGGUUCGGCCCCCGAUACAGUCGUGGAGGGAGUGCGAAAUCACGCUGACGCCGUGAGUGGCGCGCAUCACGUCGUCGUGCUUGAAGCGCUCGAACGUGUCGAUCGAACGUGUCAUCGAGGACGCGAGUGAAGACCGGGCAAAUUAAAAAAAAAAGAAAAAAACACACGAGAGAGAAAAGUUGUCAUAAGAGGGUGAGGGUUGCCAAAGAUCUUCCGAGGGAGUGAAAAAGAAAGGGAUCGACGGUGCGAAAAGAAACUUGGAUAGUGUGAAAAAAGGAGAAUAAAUAAAAGAGGAAGUUGGUGCGGAAAAACAAGUCGAAGUUAAAAGACGAUGUGAACAAAGUAUGAUUUAAUUAAGAGAAAGAAAAAGGAUUAAAAAAGUUCUAGAGAGAGAGAGAGAGAGAGAGAGGGGGGGAAAAAUAGAAAUGAUAACGCGCGCAAAUCUCCGGAUAUAUUGCGAAUAGAUAGACGAUUUGAUCCCGCGACGCGGAGAACUGCUACGUGCUGCAUUGUGUACGCGAUCGAUUCGCGUUCCGAUCAAGAUCCUCCAAAACCGGAGAGAUCGCGAAAUAAUCCAGUGGUCCAGCGCAGCCUCCUCCAGCGCCGUGUAUCUCUCGCGCGUCGCGGAUUCGCCAAUCCGAUCAGUAUUCGCGCGCGAUCCGUCCGAACAACCCCGGUUGGUUGAUCUCUCUCUCUCUCGUCAUCUCCGAAAAUCUGUCGCGAAGGAGGAUGAUGCGCGGAUAUCGUGAUAAUCGGCAGGCGCGUCGUCCGGACUUCGAACUUGACUAGACCUCCCCUCGCCGAACAGUGAAUUCUUUGGAUUCUUUGGAUUCAGUGUGCGUUUUUUCGAACAGUGAGGGUGGAUGUACACCGACGACGUAUCUUGGUGAUAUCGGUGUUGCUAUGAUCGUGCCGCGUCACGUGGAACGAUCAUGAUUUACUUUAGGCCGCACGACGGGAGGAGUCUACGCUACAACGCGAACGCGAGACACUUGAACGUGCUCGUCGUGCCGCUCUUUCCGCUCUGGAUUAUCGGCGCAUUCUGCGUGAAGGACAUACCCAUAUCACACAUCGUGGCACUAGUCGGGGAAACCGCCUAUCUUCCCUGCGACAUAUCAACCACUCACGAGGGAGACUCGGUGCAUCUUGUGCUCUGGUAUCGCGAGGAUCUCGGUACAUCAGUUUACAGUAUCGAUGCUAGAAAUCGAGAAUUCGGUAUCGCGGAAAGAUGGUCAGACGAUACUGUGUUCUCGCAUCGCGCAUAUUUCACGAUGGACAAAAAACCAGCGCUGUUGUCCAUCGAAAACACCAGAGAGGAAGACGCCGGUAUCUACAGAUGCCGUGUCGAUUUUCAAAUUGGCCAGACAAGAAACUCUAAAGUCAAUUUAACAGUAAUCGUACCACCGCACGUGAUCACCAUCACCGACGAGGAAGGGAUCGAGAGGGUCUCGACGGUCGGGCCGUAUUUGGAGGGCGACAAUCUACGACUCUCCUGCGACGUUCAUGGCGGUAAGCCGGCCCCGACGGUGUCCUGGUAUCGCAACGACAAAUUCGUCACCAACCGGAUUACGGUAUUGCGCAACGGCGUGACACGCAGCGAGAUCGUUAUACAAAAUUUGAGCCGGGACGACGUCCACACGGUGCUGACUUGCAACGCCACGAAUAACAAUAGCUCGAUCCCGCUGUCGUCGUCGGUCCGCGUGGACAUGAAUUUCAACCCACUGGAAGUGAAGAUAGCUGGUGCGAACCAGCCGCUGUCGGCGGGUAAGAAGUAUGACUUGGUCUGCACAACUUCCGGCUCCAGGCCACCGGCCGGCAUCACCUGGUGGAGAAACGGUCAGCGUUUAGUGGAUUCCAAGGAGAAUACUUCCGCCGAUGGGAACACGACCACCAGCGUUUUAUCUUUCAUAGCGACGAAAGCAGACGCCGGUAGGCACUUGUCGUGUCAAGCUGAAAAUCGAAUCAUGGGAACCGCGCCAAUAGAGGACGGCUGGAUACUCCAGAUACAAUACACGCCGGAGACGCAGAUCCAGCUCGGCACAUCACUCAAGCCCAACGAUAUACGCGAGGGUACGGAUGUAUAUUUUGACUGUCUCAUACAGGCCGAACCGUCGGUUUAUAAGGUGGAGUGGCGGCAUCAGAGCAAGGCACUCCAUCACAACAUCACGCAGGGUAUUAUAAUCAGCAACCAGAGCCUGGUGCUACAGGGGGUCGAGCGCAAAAGCGCCGGCAAUUACACGUGCGUGGGAUAUAAUACCGAGGGCGACGGCGAGAGCUCGCCCUUUUAUCUCAACGUGAUGUUCGCUCCCACAUGCAAGCCGAAUCAGACCAAGGUCCAUGGCGUGGCAAAACAGGAGAAGGCGAAUAUAUCCUGUCAAGUGGAUGCAAAUCCGCCGGAAGUGCAAUUCAAAUGGACCUUCAACAACUCCGCCGAGAGUAUCGACGUUGCGGCCAGUCACAUAGCACGUGCCGGUACAUCCUCCAUCGUCUCAUACACACCAAUGACAGAAUUAGAUUAUGGUACGCUGCUCUGCUGGGCCAGCAAUCAUAUCGGCCAACAACAAGUGCCCUGCGUCUAUCACAUUAUACCAGCUGGCCGGCCGGACAUGGUCCACAAUUGCACAACCUCGAACACGUCGACCAAUUCAUUCGUCGUGCGAUGCGUGGAGGGCUUCAACGGCGGCCUGCCACAAUCCUUCCUGAUAGAGGUACGCGAGAGCAACAGUCAAGAGUUGCAUGCCAAUCAGACGUCGCCGGUGCCGCGUUUCAGCGUCAUUAACCUGGAGUCGGGUGCCCUUUAUCAGGCUUGCAUUUAUGCCUACAACGACAAGGGUCGUAGCGAGGCAAUGGUAGUGCAGGCCGGCACUCUCAGACUACCGGAGAAACAAUUGACAUCUGAGUCGGAACGACCAAGACAGAACAUGCGGCUGACACCGAUGUUGAGCGUGAUGAUCGGCGUGGUGACGGCCCUCAUCAUCGUCGCGAUCAUAGUGAUGGUCGUCUUACGGUUCCAACAUACACACGUGGAGGAGCAAAACAAGUCGCAGAUGGAGGAUCACGCGAAGCAGACGAAGGCCGUCCCUAUACAAAGGGAGCUACGAUUUCGAGAGGGAUGCAGUCUGCUCGCGGAUGAGAAGCAUCCCAAUAGCCCGUUCAGGAAGCUCGACAGCAGCGGUGAUCUCAGCGAGAGCGAUGAAAAGAAUCCGGAUAUCAUUCCACAGCAAAUCACUGGCGACGAACCGUCGGAAUAUUUGAGAAAGAGACGUCUGGUAUCAACGAUCGAGACAUCACCAUCGAGGAGCCUUUUGGAACACUCGACGGUGACUUCCAUCAGCGGCCACAGCAGUUACGUCGGCUACUGUACAAUUCGCAACGGCAUGCCGCUGCACGAGUUCUCAAACUUGUCGACCAAACACAAAAGCUUUCAGCCGCUGAUGGGCGACGUCUAUGAGAGUGGCGUUUGCACCCUGCCGCGGCAACAUUGGCCAAGCCAGAGCGUACAAUCGAUGACAAUGAGUCCUCCAAUGUUGUACGCUGGUCUGGGUGUCGUCACCAGGACUUGCCCGAGCAGCAGUGCGCUCCUGACGAAGGAUUGCGAGACGCGGAUGCCCGGUCAAUGUUGUCUAACGGUUCAAUCGCAGAAGGACGCGACGAUAGGUACGCCGGUAGUAAUGGCCAAGAGGGAGAGCUCCGUGUGACCCUACACCCACCACGGGGCCUGCACUUGCAACGUGAGCGAACUGCUAUGAAUCGCGCCGUUUGUCAAUCACGAGAUAGCUGUGAGUCCCGAACGACACAAGAACAUCUAAAGGAUGUUUAUAGAAUAUUAUUAGAAUGUCUUUACGCGGUAAGAUUGGAAGGUCUUUUAAAGGGCCGAAUAGUUACUCUUAGACUUCUAAAGAACAUUUGAGACAUCUAAUAAGAUGUUUAUUAUUAUCUAGAUCCGAAAAUUAAUAUAGUCUUGGAAGAAAAAAGAUCUUUUGAAGGAUUUGUAAAAAAAUGUCCUUUAAACUGGGAUGUUUUUCAAACGUCUGUGCUGUUCGGGACACUUCGGGCGUACGAGCCGGUUCGGGUUCGACGGAUUUAUGUUUCCAUUCCGACAAAGCGUCACGAAUUUGCGCCUCUCUGUUGAAUCAAGUGUCCUUUUUACACCGAAGAACGAUGAACCGGCUGUUUCGCCGGCUUUUCUCACCUCGUGCGUAGCUUCGUGACCGUGCCCCCCCGGUGGAACCUCGAUGAGCUUCUGCAGUGUGUUAGAGUGAGUUUACGAUGUGUUGCACGCGCAAGAGAGAAAAGUUUGCCGUGCACACUCCUGUAUAUACCUCGAGACACGGAAGAUAUUUUGUACGAGUCGCGUAUAUUAACGGUUUAUUCCCACUUUUACUAUGGACACAACACUGUACAAUUUGUCUAGUCGAUGUAAGUAUAAAUAUGUAUAUGCGUUAAGUCGUCGUGGAGGCGUCGGACUAGAAUAACGUACACUGAGAGGGAUGAUUGUCGCGAUUGAGGAAUGAUCGUUUCACGCGCGUGGCAUAAUUAUUUAUAACGUUGGCAAUGCGGAAAUGGAAAGAAAAUGGAGAGGAGUUGUAUCAGAGACAUAUCGUUUGCAUCUCUAUCCGUGGGACUCGGAGUUGAAUGAACGAACGUGAAAAUCAGUGGCGGAGUAGCGAGACGAAAGAAAGAAAGAGGAAAAAGAAAUAGAUAAAUAUCCAUAUCGCGCUUCCGUCUCAGUUUACAAUAUUCUGAAUUAUACCGUAAGAUCAAGUAUCUCUUGUACAAUGUAUAAAGUAACGACUUCCUUCGAAGUAAAUGUACUGAGUAUGAUGAACGUUGUUUUUCAAAGUCUUGAAUCUUAUUCUAUAGAGAGAGGAACGCGUUCCGGAUUACGGAGGCGUUCUUCCGUAACAUGUGGUAAUCGCGAUAGCACUUCUAACUUGCCUGUUUCGACGCUUGUGAAUCUUGUUGGUACUUCGUUCGGCAGAGGUUACCGCUCUUAGCCUCUUUGUAUUAUAUAGCUUUAAAGAGAAAAAAAAGGGUCGCCAGGAAGGGGGCCUCCUCAUAUCCUCCGUACAGUACAGAGAUACUCUCGUCGUCGAUUGGAAUGACCCAAGACGCGUUUCGUCACCAAUUCGCGAAAGGUAAGAUGAUGAAAACUGAACAUGUAGCUUGAUAUCAUCGAGCAGUCGACUGCUGGACGGUGCGUUUAAUAAGCUAUAAUCUUUUACGCGAGAUGCGUGCGUGCGUAGAAGAAUCUCUCCUUUUUGCGAGAAGUGAUAACCCAUUUUGCUUCGAUCUGUACAGAUUGAUUAUUGCGUACAGGUUUACGCUCCCUCGAUUGAUGCGACGAUCCUGCUGCGACUGCAAGGAUUCACGUGAGGAAUAGAAUGUAUUUUAUUCUAUAUAUGGCUGUGUGCGUAAUGCGAGAGAGAAAGAAAGAAAAUAUCUUUCUAAUAAUCUUUUGAUGUUCUCUAUACUUAAAUAAGAUCGAUGCGCUAGUAUAUAUGUAUAUCGUUCUAGAAUUCGACAAUGUAAUCGUAAAAUUGAUCCUAUCGACGGAAUGAUAGUUAUAUUACAUAUUUCUUUCUGGCACUAUAUGCGGACAGCAUUUCAGAAAAAUAGGGCAAAGAUUUUUUUAGAUAAAAUUAUUUUUUUAAGUACAUUCGAGAGCGAAAAAGAAUUUAUUUUUAUUACAAAAAUUGUAUUACAGUUCUUUUUAUAUAUAUAUAUAUAUUUGAAUUAUUAAAUCACUUUGUCUCUCUAUUAGCAAAAUAAUGUUUAAAUAAAAUCUAAAAUUUUAUUUCAAUUCAAUUUUAGUCUGAUGCAGCAAUGUUAUAAAUGAAGUCAAUGUUUCGUUGAAGCAGCUCCCUAUUUGUCUAUCAGAUAGAAACUUCGCAUAAAUUGACCAUAAACGGAAUGUAGGUUGUGACUAUUUGCAGUCGCGUCGUCGUGUUUCAGUCUGUUAUAUGUGCAUACAAAUAUCUAUGCAGAAGAGACGGUCUUACAUGAGCAAGGCAUAUAUACGUUCGUAUGCGUUUCCAAAGGAAACUACGGAUGAUGAUCGAGGAUCGAUUUAGAAUUACUUGAUGUGAUAAGAAACGAGAACGGUAAUAUCACGCUUUUAAGCGAACCGUAAUGUCUCGCAAAAUUCUAAGCGAACGUUGUUUUCUCGAUCGUUUAGAUGUUACGUUAUGUCAUUUCCGAGAGAUCAUUAAAAAUUAGACAAAUCAUUGAUUAUUAUUAUUAUUAUUAUUAUUAUUAUUAUUAUUGUCAUUAAUGGAAUUGAUGUCGGAAUAUUGUGAGUGUACAUUAUCGAAGAGAAUUUUAGUAAACGUUAAAACGCGCAGCCAUUACGCCCUCGUUCCCUCGUUCCCCUCCCCCCCCUUGUUAUAACAACUUUUGCACACAUAAUAAUUGUAAUUGUCUAUACAGUAAAAAAAAAAAAAAAAUGUGCUGCCACGAAAGGAGUUUACAAUCCGAUGAGAGGAAAACGUCACGAAAAUGAACCGUACAAUAAAUCCUGGAUUCAAACUGCCAAAGUUUCUACCUUAUCUAUUCGUGUGUGUCUGUGCGUGCGUGCGUGCGUGGGUGUAAUCACUACACGCGCACUAUAUUAUAAAAUCAUGUGAACUUUAUAAACAAUAUCAAUUUUUUCUAAGACAGAAGACAACAUUCUUCAAAAGUAUUUAUUAAUCUCAUUUUACUUGUUAUACUUGUACACAAGGGAAGAAAUAAUUUAUCAUUUUUUUUUCUCACAUUUUAUUGGCGAUUGUUGACUUCCGGAGCACAUUCAUUUUUCGUUGUUCGGAUAAUACGAAAUCUUUCGAUGACCUUGCUCGUCGAACACGUCGCGUGGCAUGAUAUCGCAAGGCGGUGGCCAUACAUUAUUAUCUGUAAAAUGAUCAAACAAUAUUUGUCAGCCCUUCCAGCACUGAAAGAUAUAUAUACAUAUCGAGAUAUCUCUCGAUCGCACAUGAAUCACGAAGAUAAUUUUAACGAAGACACGAUAGUUUGACUGACGCGUGCCGCUCGCCCUCGGCCUCAUUUCCGCGUGUGCAAUUUAUAAAUAUCGAUUAAAAACAAAAUACAAGGAGAAAUAUUUUUUUUUUUUAGAAUAAGAAUGCGUCAUAUUAACUGCCUGUAUGUCAUAAUAACGAGACCGGAUCUGAUCAGCUGCCAUUUGUGCGAGACAACACAUUAAAGUUUGUAUAUGUACUUAGUUUAGGACUGUCUUCGACACACACGAGUCUCAUGUACCCCUACACCAGAGAAUGUUUUUUUGAUAUUGUAAAUAUUCUGAAAUAAAUAAUCGUUUUUAUUCA
Cataglyphis hispanica is the source of this 7691-nucleotide messenger RNA. RefSeq names its product protein turtle-like. Gene Ontology annotation, molecular function: protein binding. The coding region runs from base 1305 to 4070 and encodes 921 amino acids. Lineage: Eukaryota; Metazoa; Arthropoda; Insecta; Hymenoptera; Formicidae. The record is from RefSeq and is a predicted model, not a curated record. The transcript is spliced from 14 exons.